GGCCAUGGUGUCUCUACGUUGCGGAGUGUGCAGGCUUCGCUCUACAUCCUACCAGCUCGGUUCUAGGCAUGCGUUCCAUGUGUCAACGAUCGAAUGCAAUGCUGCGCUGAUGGGCGUUCUCCCGCACAUUCCACGAUCCCACGGCCCUGUUGCAGGUGAGAGAGGCUGUUUCUCUGUCUGCAAAGUCGACCUUUGGUCGUAAGUCAUUCGUCUGUUCUAAUCCGUCCAUCCACGGCUUCGCCGACUCCGCAGCCUCGCCAUCACAAAAUAACCAAGUCCAUUCCAAACGCCAAAAUCCCCACCGCCGCCACCAUCACCAUAGAAUAUUCGAUGGCAUCUUGGUGCAGGUCUACCAAUUGCGGUCUUUACGACGGGACCAAAAGGUAAAAGGCCGAUCCUGGAGUUCGAGCCCGUGGUUUUCAAGGAGAGAUGCUAAAGAAGAGCCACUCAAAGAGCCACUUACAUGUGCACCCUGGCAUUGAACGGAGCGACGUCAAUUGCACGAGUCAAAUGCAAUCAAUCGUCUCUGCUAGAAAUGUGUAUUUCCUCGUCCGUAGUAGCCUUAGGCGCAUUGCCGCUGUUCGACACAGCAAAAAAAGGGCAUCUAUCUCGAAAACUGUCAAAAAGUGCAAAAAACCAGUUAUACUGGGGAAAAUCCUCUCACGACAAGGCAGCUGUUAACUGCAUCGUUCAUUGAGUCUUUUCAUUAGACACCUUCACGAAUGGUAUUAGCGAAACAACCAAUGGAGGGGACGCACCUUGUAGAAAGAAUGCUACACAGUGAUGUUAGCGAAACACCACACCCCUCGGGUCCCCCGAGACUCCCACUCCACCACCGAGGGGUGUGGAUGUUAGUCAGCGUAAUUUGGUCUCUUAAAUACCUUCAUUUGCAGCCUUUGCCUCCCAUCGCAGCAACUUGCGACAACGCCAACAUCACAGUUAGAUUCUCAUACGAGCUUGCUCAGAAAGUGCAUGCCAUCUUCCUCGUACCCAUAUUGUGUGCAUUCGUGUUGUGGUUGUGUUGUAUGUGUCGUCGAGGGUUGGCUGGUAUGGCGGGCCACGUCCGAGCUCGGCUUCAAGCAAGAAAUCCUGCCUUACCUUGUACGGCUUCUCAUUUUCGCUCCCAGGCACGACAGCAGCGACGGCGAGCUACACGGACUUAUGGAAAUGGCUCAGUUUCCGUUCCAUCAGGAAAGAGAAGAGACUGCCAAGAUGACUUGGAUCUGCUACAAGUGCGACCGCGGCAACAACUUGGCGAAUUGCACUUGCACCUGCGAUGACUUGAUCUUUCUGGAAUACAACAGCAGUAAUAGAUUGCUGAUAUCACCACAGGUCACAACAAACUCAUUUGCCUCCGAGUUCUUCUUCUACGGCCCCAGGUGCGGCGGCGAUCGAAGGGCAGCAGCGCAACGAAGCGAAGCACCACACCGGCGACAACGCGCAGCGCAGCGCUACGACGCCUUAACCCAAUGUCAUGAAUGUAAAGGCAGACGCAGCGAAUGAGGUGGAGGUCCUGAACGCCAGCCUGCUCAGCAGUUCGGCGGGCAGACGAGUGUGAGCGGCGGGUCGACAAGGAUGCCAGGAACAUUGGCCUUCCCAGAAAGCCAUCACCUCAGUUUGCAGCAUCG
Molecule: messenger RNA, 1628 nt
Organism: Sphaerulina musiva SO2202
Lineage: Eukaryota; Fungi; Ascomycota; Dothideomycetes; Mycosphaerellales; Mycosphaerellaceae
Exons: 1
Coding region: 723-1280 (185 amino acids)
Source: RefSeq, a predicted model, not a curated record